This is a messenger RNA of Candidula unifasciata, 1281 nucleotides long. The record is from the annotation of a GenBank genome assembly. Lineage: Eukaryota; Metazoa; Mollusca; Gastropoda; Stylommatophora; Geomitridae.
AUGAAGAGAAAAUCAGAUUCAUCAAUAAAGACUCUAAGUCCUAAAGAUGGUUCCAAGAACAGUAAGGGAAUUCGAACACGGCUGUCGACAGGCACCCUUUUCAUGUCUGGAACAUCAACAAUAUCGUUUGCCGAAGCUCAAGAAUCUUCAUCCUCUGCACAUUCCUCAUCUGUGGAAUCAGAGGCUAUGACUGUCUCUAAGCAAAAAGAAACCACACCCCCUUCUGCUCACAAAAGAAAAUUGGCUGAAAAUAAAGAUGUUGGUGAAUUUUCCACUGAACCACCAAAGAGACGGAAAAUUGGUCGUAAUGAUGGGACUGGAGAGGAUAACAGGAACGACUACUUCUGUUGGAUCUGUCAUAAGGAUGGUCUGGUGAUCUGCUGUGAGCUCUGCCCUCGUGUCUUUCAUGCAAAAUGCUUAAGUAUUGAAAACAACGUCCCGCAGGAUUGGGUCUGUCCAGAAUGUGAGAAAAUCAUGCAGGCUGAGUGCACAGAUACCCGCUCGAAAACUAUGUCUUUAAUUUCUGUCAGCACCCUGUGUACAUUGCUUCGCUAUGCACUGGAUCGAAUGAGAACUGUUGGGAGUGAUACUUUUGAACACCCGUUGGAUCCUGCAUUAUUUCCUAACUACUCCGAUUAUAUCUUUCAUCCAAUGAGUUUGUCAGUGUUGGAGAAGAAUAUCAAAAAGAAGAACUAUGGUUGUACUGAGGCCUUUUUAGCGGAUGCAAAAUGGAUACAUCAUAACUCAGUGGUGUACAAUGGUGCUCAAAACAAGGUAACAACUAUCGCCAGGGCAGUCCUUAAAGUUUGCAAGCAUGAGAUGAGUGAAAUUGAGGUGUGCCCAGACUGCUACUACAACUCUUGUGUUCAGAGUGACAGCGACUGGUUUUGUGAACCGUGUCGCAAUCCACAUCCACUUGUUUGGGCAAAGUUGAAAGGAUAUCCAUUUUGGCCAGCCAAGGCUCUGAGAGAAUCUAAUGAUCAAGUAGACGUCCGAUUCUUUGGUGCUCAUGAUCGCUCGUGGGUGCCGGUAUCAUCCUGCUUCAUGCUGUCCAAAGUCUGUCCUGUGGUGGUGAAGAAAGGCAGGGGUGGCAUGGCCGAGGCAAUGAGAGAAGUGGAGGUGCACAUCAAGAAAUUAAGGGAGAAACUUGGAACUUUUGAGUACGCACCUUUCCAGACACCUUACAAAAGUGACGCAGUCUACAGCAAACUGAAGAGCAGCAGCGGUGGCACCAGUGAUGGUAGCAAGCAUGCUGGACAUGGGAAAAUCGGAAAAACAAAG